Erinaceus europaeus (western European hedgehog) is the source of this 2856-nucleotide messenger RNA. It is a transcript of the gene TJP3, whose product is annotated as tight junction protein 3. The coding region runs from base 140 to 2779 and encodes 879 amino acids. Gene Ontology annotation, molecular function: cell adhesion molecule binding. The transcript is spliced from 21 exons. Gene Ontology annotation, cellular component: plasma membrane; bicellular tight junction. NCBI's taxonomy places the organism in Eukaryota, Metazoa, Chordata, Mammalia, Eulipotyphla, Erinaceidae. Gene Ontology annotation, biological process: cell-cell adhesion; protein localization to cell-cell junction; positive regulation of blood-brain barrier permeability. The record is from RefSeq and is a predicted model, not a curated record.
AAGAGGGGCAGGUGCCGCGGGGACCGGCGGGAGGCUCCACUCCGCCGCUACCCUCCCCAGCUCCCUAGGGUGAGGGGGCCAUCAACGGUUUCGGGGACCCCACGGGGGGGAUUGGCUCCGGAGACCCCCCGGGGUGACCAUGGCGGUGAGAUUCCAGGAGCUGGCCAUGGAGGAGAUAACCAUCUGGGAGCAGCACACAGCCACCAUCAGCAAGGACCCCCGCCGCGGCUUUGGCAUCGCCAUCUCCGGGAGCCGGGAGCGGCAAGGUGGAGCGCUGGUCGUUUCAGAUGUGGUACCAGGAGGGCCAGCCGAGGGCCGGCUGCACUCAGGCGACCUCCUUGUCAUGGUUAACGGGGUGCCCAUGGAGAGUGCCUCCUCCUCUUUCGCCAUCCAGACCCUCAGGACCUGCGGCAAGCAGGCCAACAUUACAGUCAAGCGACCCCGGAGGGUUCAGUUGCCGGCCGCUCGCGCUGGGCCCCGGGACCCGGCAGACGAGGGGGACCCCGGACGCGGCUACGACGGGGACACGUCCAGUGGCUCCGGCCACUCGUGCGGCGGCCAACGGUCCCGGCGCCGGAGGAAGUGCCGUGGCCAGGACGACGCCUCCUCGCAGGUGGAUGGGCUGGCGCUUGUGUCCGGUUUCAAGCGGCUGCCCCGGCAGGACAUGGGCAUGCGGCCCCUGACCUCCGUGCUUGUGCGGCGGGCCGCAAGCGAGGAGUUUGGUGUCACGCUGGGCAGCCAGAUCUUCAUCAAGCAUAUCACGGACUCGGGGCUGGCCGCCAGGAACCGGGGGCUCCAGGAGGGGGACCUCAUCUUGCAGAUUAACGGGGUGCCCAGUGCCAACCUGUCCCUGGGAGACACACGGCGGCUGAUCGAGCAGUCGGAGGGGACACUUACGCUGCUGGUGCUGCGGGACGACAGCCAGUUCCUGGUCAACAUCCCCCCGGCCGUGAGUGACAGCGAUGGUGACAGCUCACUCCUGGAGGACAUCUCAGAGCUGGGGUCCGAACUGUCCCAGGCGCCCCCAUCCCAUGUCCCACCUCCGCCCCAGGACGGCCGGCAGAGCCCCGAGGACAGCAUCUGGAGCGGGUCCCCAGACACCCCCGAGGAGAGGCCCGGGCGUCAGUGGGAGAGCCCUGUGGAUUCCAGAACCGUCUCUGAGCCGGACUCACCCCUGCCACCCAGCCACAACGUCUACCAGGUGCCUGGCCGGCAGAUCCAGGAGGACCGAGGGUACAGCCCCGACUCCCGCGUCGUGCGCUUCUGCAAGGGCGCCAAUGUGGGGCUGCGGUUGGCGGGCGGCAACGACCUGGGCAUCUUCGUGUCGGGGGUGCAGCCUGGCGGCCCAGCCGAAGGCCACGGCAUCCAGGAGGGUGACCAGAUCCUGCAGGUGAAUGGGGUGUCCUUCCGGGACCUGACGCGGGAGGAGGCUGUGGGCUUCCUGCUGGACCUGCCGCCCGGGGAGGACGUGGAGCUGGUGACGCAGCGGAAGCACGGCCUCUUCCGCAAGAUGCAGGAAACACGUGUGGCUGACUCCUUCUUCGUGCGAGCCCACUUUGAGCUGGAGCCGAGCCCGCCGUCUGGCCUGGGCCUCUCUCGGGGGGAUGUGUUCCAUGUACUGGACACUCUGUUUCCCGGCCCUGGGCCCGGCGGCACCCGCGAGGGACACUGGCUGGCGGUGCGCAUGGGCCGGGACCUGCGGGAACAGGAACGGGGCAUCAUCCCCAACCAGAGCAGGGCGGAGCAGCUGGCCAGCCUGGAAGAGGCACAGCGGGCCAUCGGCGCGGCGCCGGGAUCAUCCAGCUCGAGCACCAGGGCUGAGUUCUGGCGGCUGCGGGGCCUGCGAGGGGCCACCAAGAAGACGAGCCACCACCGGAGCCGAGAGGACCUGUCAGCGCUCACCCGGCAGGGCCGCUACCCUGCCUACGAGCGUGUGGUACUUCGAGAAGCCAGCUUCAAGCGGCCCGUGGUGAUCCUGGGGCCUGUGGCGGACAUCGCCAUGCAGAGGCUGACAGCCGAGAUGCCCGAGCAGUUUGAGAUCGCAGAGACUGUUUCCAGGAUGGACAGUCCCUCCAAGAUCAUCAAGCUGGACACCGUGCGGGUGAUUGCCGAGAAGGACAAGCACGCACUCCUGGACGUGACACCGUCGGCCAUCGAGCGCCUCAAUUACGUGCAGUACUACCCCAUUGUGGUCCUCUGUGCCCCCGAGAGCCGGCCGGCACUCAAGGCCCUGCGCCAGUGGCUGGCUCCCGGGUCCCGGCGCAGCACCCGCCGUCUCUAUGCGCAGGCCCGGAAGCUACAGAAACACAGUGGCCACCUCUUCACAGCCACCAUCCCCCUGCAGGGCACGAGUGACGGCUGGUACCAGGAGCUCAAGGCCGUGAUCCGCCAGCAGCAGGGGAGGCCCAUCUGGACGGCCGAGGACCAGUUGGAGGGCGCCCCUGAGGAUGACCUGGAGCUGCCCCUGCACGGCCGGCAAGGCAGCCCCGCGGACCUGAGCUGCGACAGUCGGGGCAACAGCGACUACGACACAGAGACGGACGGCGAGGCCUUCACGGACGGGGACGAGGGGGAGGACGGGUGCCCGCCCGCCCGCACUCCCAGCCCCCAGCCCCCCGGCGUUGCCCAGGUGGAAGGCCGCCACGCCCAGGGCCAGCGGCCCCAGGACAGCAUGCGAACCUACGAGCGGGAGGCCUUGAGGAAGAAGUUCACCCGCGCCCGAGACGUGGAGUCCUCCUCGGAGGAGGGUUACGACUGGGGCCCGGCCACCGACCUGUGACCCCCCUCAUCCCAGGGCACCCCCAGGCCCUUGCCCCAAUAAACAGUGUUUUCACAGCCCGGCUUCUCACGGCUCCA